CAGCGAAGAUUUAUCUAUUAUAUUCUCAAUGAUAGGAAUAUUAUCAGUCGAUCUGUGUUUUCCGUUUUGCUCAAAAGGUUGGACGAAAAUUAUACAAUUGCUUACAGAUUUCAGCGAAUUCGGAAAACCUCCUAAGAUCGACGAAUUAACUGUAUUGGGUAAUAAGCGUGCCAUUGGAAUCAUCAUAUUUUAUUUUAUGUGCGCAGUUUUCUACGAACUUGUCAGUAUCCUGCAAGCUCCAGGUUGUUACAAGGACGCUGAAAAAAAAGGUUUAGAGGUGAAUUGCCUCACAAUGUUUCCUCUGUGGCUACCUUUUGACAUUAGCAAAAUGACCCAAUUAAUAAUCUCUCUUAUUCAAUAUGUAUUAUUGGCAAUUACUACUAUGCCUGCUGGACUUGGCAUUCACUUGCCUUGGGAAGUUUCUGAACAUACAUAUUUAUAUAUUCAGCAUUUAAACACUUUGUUUCACUAUACUUUCGAGACAGAUGAUAAGGUAGAGCAACGAAGAAGACUAAAUAAAUGGAUUAAAUAUCACCAUAAAGUCGUCUCACUAGUUACUGAAUUAAAUACACUUACAAAAGGAUCUAUUGGUGUAUUGUCUUUAGUAUGUAGCCUGGUUGUAGCCGUAACCGUAAAUCAGGUAUUGAAAGGGGAAAAAACGUUUGCAGCAAUAGUGGUUGGGGUUGGAUGGUUUUAUUCUCUUACUAUAAAUUGCAUUACUGGCCAAGCAAUAAUCAAUCAGACAGCGAGCAUAACUACAAAUAUACAGAGCUCAAAAUGGUACAAGGGCGAUAUCCCUGUUAAAAAAGAUAUUCUCUUCGCAAUAAUGUGUUCUCAAAGACCUUUUACGCUUAAUGCAUUACCACUUGGAACUUUAAACUUGGAACUAUUGUUAAUGGUUGUGCAAACAUCGUAUUCAUAUGUAACACUAUUGGCGAACACAACCUAGAACUGCAAGAUGUUACGGGCUAUUUUAGAGAUAAUUAAAUAUUUAGCAGAAUAAUGCACAGAAAUUAGCGUUGAUUUAAAUAAAUACACCAAAUAAUUAGUAGCUGUUAAUUAGUCAGUAUUUAUUUAACACUCCAUCGGACAGGCUAAGUCCUAAGCCUAUCAGUGCAUAAGGUUUUGAAAAUUGGCAAUAACAUUAACUUUUAAUAUAAAGUACCUACUAGUCAAAAGCCGGUCCCCCCUUCGUAUCUUUUAAACGGUUAUAAUAUGUAUGUACUUAUAAUAGUGAAAUUUGGAGGGAGAAAAUAAACGGGCGUAGGCUUCUCAACUAGUCACAACAGGUGUAGUGACAGAUGACGUCGUUACAGCGCCACUGUGACAGUUAAUUUUAAAAAUAGGAUCUUAUGGCAGGUGAUACCUCGUUUGAAAGGUAUUGAAAAUACCUAUUCGGUCAUAUAAUUUUGUUUGAGUUUAAGCUCAUUUUUAUGAAUAAAUUAAAUAAAUAUCAUAUUUUAGUUUCGCAUUUAAUUUAUAAAAAUUCAAACGUCCGCCUUUGGUUACUUGUCA
Molecule: messenger RNA, 1515 nt
Organism: Diabrotica virgifera virgifera (western corn rootworm)
Lineage: Eukaryota; Metazoa; Arthropoda; Insecta; Coleoptera; Chrysomelidae
Exons: 6
Coding region: 29-949 (306 amino acids)
Biological process (GO): detection of chemical stimulus involved in sensory perception of smell; sensory perception of smell
Cellular component (GO): plasma membrane
Molecular function (GO): odorant binding; olfactory receptor activity
Source: RefSeq, a predicted model, not a curated record